Molecule: messenger RNA, 2661 nt
Organism: Planococcus citri (citrus mealybug)
Lineage: Eukaryota; Metazoa; Arthropoda; Insecta; Hemiptera; Pseudococcidae
Product: ras-specific guanine nucleotide-releasing factor RalGPS2-like
Exons: 9
Coding region: 295-2106 (603 amino acids)
Biological process (GO): Ras protein signal transduction; positive regulation of GTPase activity
Cellular component (GO): plasma membrane
Molecular function (GO): guanyl-nucleotide exchange factor activity
Source: RefSeq, a predicted model, not a curated record
CUGCGAUAUCAGCUUAUCUGCGUGAACUUCCGACACUCCGACACCAUAGGGUAUUCCAUUAUAAACACGACGUACGUGUGAAACGAUUAUCACUUCGUAUAAAAUUCAUUACGAAGCGAAUCGAGUCGAAAGAUGGUGCAGUUUAGUUCAAUCGAAACACAAUAGCUAGUUAGAAUUACUGCUCCAGUCGAGUUCUGCUUUCUGUGUUUACAUAAUUUUUACGCGCGUUUUAUCGUGUAGAGUACAUUUUAUUCUCGAGUUAUUUUCGUAGUAUUCUAAUCCAUUUUUUUCAAAAUGAAACUAGAUUUUAAGAAACCGAGUUAUAUGGCGAAGACCAAAUACACCGAGAUUCCGAAAGAUGAAGCUUACACCAUUGUUUAUCCAGAGUACGUUGAAAAGAAAAAUAAAAAAGAAAAAGUCGAAGAAUCGCCUUCGUUAGAGAUAUCUCAUGGAGUAUCCUGCGACGCUCCUUUGCUACAAGAUUCGAUCAAAGAAGACGUACCGGAUAGCGGUUGCAGCAGACACCGUAGAAAAUCGUCCGAAACUAUUUUAAGGCAAUGUACCGGAGGAACUUUACGAAACCGUCAACGCAAAUCUCACAGUCUUCCGAGCAGUUGUUCGUUGAACAGUAUCAGCAGCGAUGACAGUGAUAUUUGGCAAAUAUCGGCCGAGGAUUGCGCCACCCAGUUAACUCUUAUGGAUUUACCCGUAUUCGCUAAAAUAACCCCCGAAGAAUUCAUGUCGUGUUCGUGGAACAAACGCAAUAAACUCGAAAUCACCCCGAACAUCGUCGCAUUCACCAGACGCUUUAAUCAGAUUACUUUUUGGGCCGUGCAAGAAGUGCUGAAAGGUACGAAUUGUAAAAGCAGAGCUGAAAUACUUUCGCAUUAUAUACGUAUUUGUAAAAAACUCUACGAGCUGAAUAACUUUCAUUCGUUGUUUGCGAUUAUAUCUGCGUUAAGAAGCGCUCCUAUUUAUAGAUUGAGUAAAAGUUGGAACUGCGUAUCGAAAAAAGAUAAACAAACGUUCGAAAAACUCAGCGCCGUGUUUUCGGACGAAGAAAACUGGAAGAAAUUACGCGAACACGUGGAAAGUCUGAAAUUACCAUGUAUACCUUAUCUGGGCAUGUUCCUAACCGAUAUCGUCUACGUGAAUAUGGCUCAUCCGCACAGCGGCGGCCUCGAAACCGAACAAAGACGGUACAAAAUGAACAACAUACUUAGGGUCAUCUCGCACCUGCAGCAGUCCCAAUACAACCACUUAGUUCCUCUGGAGAAUGUACAAAAGUACCUCAACUCCAUUAAUUAUAUCGAAGAAUUGCAAAAGUUCAUCGAAGACGAUCAGUACAAAUUGUCUUGCAAAUUGGAACCGCCGUCGUCUUCGUCUUCGAACCAACAACACUCCAGUUGCGCUGCCACCGCUGCUGCCGCCGCGGCCGGUUGCGGUAAUUCGAAAAAAUCCUUCUCGUGUUCCAUGGUCACCGAGACUGUCGCCAAUUUAAACCUAUCGCCGGCUAAAUUACCAUACAAGGUGUCCAAUCCGGCUAAAAACGUCGGUCAUCGGAAAUGUUACAGUCUUGGUACGAACGUUUUGAAGAGUACUCCUGUUUGCGAAUCUCAUUCACGUCACUUGUUGGAUGAUUCUGUCAUAGAAGAUAGUGGAUCUCAUAAUUUACAAUCUAGAAUUAGUAUUAUCAAGCCUUUUUCUGUAAAAAACGACGAAACGAGUGAAACGGUCUUAUUAGAAGGUUGUCUAAAGAAGAAAAUCGUGUUUAGGCACGGUUGUCAUCCUACAGUGUCGUCUUGGCAUCGAUAUUGGGUUCAAGUAUCUCCUUCGUCGUUGGUGUUCUAUUCGCCUAAAUGUUUCAAAGGAGCCACUCGUAACGACUUCAAAAAAGAGCCGUGUAAAAUCUGGUCAGUCGAAGGAUCCAUUGUCACGCUAGGAGACAACCCGGACGUAUUUUUCUUCAAAGAUACUCAUCGUUCAAAACUGUAUAAAUUUCGAGCACUCAAUGACUCAGCCGCUUUGAAAUGGUAUCGUACUCUGUAUAAUGUUGCAGAAGGCAAACGAGAAGAAAUAAAUCCUUCGAAUCUAAUUACGUUUUAGUGAUUGGUGAAAUAUUCUACAAAUUGUUUAAGUAGAUAGCUUUCACAGGUAGUUUAACGUGUUUUUUUUUCUUUUUUUUUUUUUUUUGUAUUUUGAUUUAGUUACCAAUUUUUAUACCAUAUAUAUACAUAAAAAUUGUAAGAAGUCCUGGCGUUUACAUAAGCAUACAAAGUCACGUGUUUCAUUAUUCGUUCUCCUCUCCCAUUUUUUUAGAGGUAUAUUUGUGUGUGUGUGUCGUGUGUGUGUUACUGUACGUGUGCGUAAAAAUCGAACGAGACAUCAUAAUUUUUUCUCUAAGUACAUAAAAAUUUCUCCUAAAAAAAAUGCACUCAAACGUUAGUACUAUAUUUAUUUAUACCUAGGUACAUAAUUAUGUGCUGAUGUGUUAUCGAUAUGCUAUAAUAAUGCUUUUUGAUGCGUUACAGUGACAUCGUCGGAGAUGAUUGUGUUUUUCUACUUUUUAUAUGUAUUAUUAAUUUUCAUGCUGUUAUUUUAAAUAAAAAAUGGAAAAAAAUUGAAAAAAAAACCAUGAUAAUAAAAAUGAUUGAAACAUAA